This is a messenger RNA of Drosophila busckii, 608 nucleotides long. RefSeq lists its product as uncharacterized. The transcript has 2 exons. The record is from RefSeq and is a predicted model, not a curated record. Lineage: Eukaryota; Metazoa; Arthropoda; Insecta; Diptera; Drosophilidae. Bases 300 to 545 code for a protein of 81 amino acids.
ACAACAGCAACAGACAGCGAACGCGUUAGUUUAAAGCUCUACAAAAAAAACAAAAUUCAAGACCAAGUGUAAAAGCAAAUGUGUCAAUGAAGACACCGGACACCAAAGCGAAGCUACUAAAUAAUUUAAGUCUCUCCAAGCACUUAUCCUCAAAGAAGGGAGGCUCUCGCACCAGCAACAGCGCCAAUUGUCUGGAAUUCUCCGUGCUCACGCUGCUAACCAACGUGCCCUGACUAACUAGCAAAGCAUCAAGCUAUAUUUGACCUUAAUCCCAAACUUAAUACACAACCACCAACAAGAUGGUCCAUCAGAAUCGCACACCCAGCAAGGCCAUACCCGCCAAGCAUUUGAGCCCGAUGCGCAACCAGGACAUGCUCCAGGGCAAAUAUGCCGUAUCCAGCAGUCCCGUUGAUAGUUUCCUGCGCAGCAACAGACUCGGCGUAGGCAGCAGCAGCGGCAGCAGCAGCAGCUCCGCUGGCAAUUACAAAUACAACAACAUGGUCAACAAUCAGCGCGAGCAGUUCAAUGCACUGCAUUUCUGCUAAGCAAACAUAUUGAUGUAAUGAUUACAUAUGCAAUAAAUAUACUAAUACAACAAAAAAUUCAUA